Colletotrichum truncatum is the source of this 1572-nucleotide messenger RNA. Its product is annotated as elymoclavine monooxygenase. The record is from RefSeq and is a predicted model, not a curated record. Lineage: Eukaryota; Fungi; Ascomycota; Sordariomycetes; Glomerellales; Glomerellaceae. Gene Ontology annotation, molecular function: heme binding; monooxygenase activity; iron ion binding.
AUGUCCUUGAAGCUCCUGGGUCAGCACGACCUCCUGAGCGAGGCCCCCCGACUUCUCGCCGGGGGGGCCGUCCUGUAUGUCAUCGGGCUGGUGAUUUACAGGCUCUUGUUCCACCCCCUCAGAAAUAUCCCUGGGCCGUGGUACGCUGCGGCCACCUACUGGUACGAGUUCUACCAGGAUGUCAUCCUUGAUGGCCACUACAUCAAGGAUUACCCCAAACUUCACGCUAAGUAUGGGCCUGUAGUUCGAGUCUCGCCCAGUAGGGUGCACGUCAAUGACCCAGAGUACUUCAAGGAAGUUUACGGUCUGGGCACCAAGUACACCAAGGACCCUGACUUCUUUCAGAGCGGAGGCGGUAUCAAAUACUCCAUCAUCAUGCUGAUUGACCCAGAGGCGCACAAGCAGCGGAGGAGUACAGUCAAGUCGCUCUUCUCGCCUAAGCAAAUGGAUCAAUUAGCUCCUGUAGUUCUGGAUGUUGUUAAGAGAGGCAUGGCAAGGGCACAGAGGUCGUUUGAGCGGGGCGAACCCCUAAGCAUGCAACCUCUGUGGCAGUCUGUAACCGUUGACACGAUAAUGCCUGUGCUUUUCGAUAGGCACAUGAACUUGGUUGAUUCUGACGAGGAAAUCCCACCGUUUCUGGACAUUAUGCACAAGUUUGCGGAAAACUUCCUCAUCACUAAGCAUUUUCCCUUUCUCAUACAUCUAGCCAUGAGCAUACCCAUGAGUAUAGCACAGAAAGUUUUGCCAGGAUAUGCUCAGUUCCGACAACAAUGUGCUGAGUGGAUUCAAGAAAUUGAAGACAAACAGAUAAAUGGCAAUGACACCGCCGCCGAUGGUCGCAGCACUUAUUUCGACCUCCUUCUCAGCACGCGGAAUACCAAAAUGUACCACAAGCUGAGUAGGGACGCGCUGGUCGAUGAAGCCUUGGCCUUGUGUUUUGCCGGCACCGAUACAACGAGCUUCGCCCUGACCUUUGGAACAUACUAUCUUUUAAGGAACGAAGACAAGCUUGCAAAGAUGCUGGAAGAACUCAAAAAUGUGCCAACCAAUGCUGAGGGUCUUUAUGAAUACCGCGACGUCUGCAAGUUGCCAUAUUUGGUAAGAGGUUCCAAGUCUGACUAUUGUCCACAGACUGCAGUCAUUAAAGAGAUCCUUCGUCUCUCCUCUCCAGUGCCUGGAAUUAUUCCCAGGAGGGUUCCUGCUGGUGGCGCUACUGUUGCUGGUCAUUAUCUUCCUGAAGGGACUACAGUUUCACAGGCGCUCCGCAGCAUUCAUGAUAACGCGUCUCUGUUCCCAGAGCCUGAGAAGUUCAUUCCUGAGCGAUGGCUGGGCGAGGAUGGAUGGGCGCUGGAGAAGUAUUUCGUGCCUUUCAGCAAAGGGCCGCGUUCUUGCCUGGGUAUGAACGUCGCUUAUGUCGAAAUGUAUCUCAGCAUCGCAAACUUUUUCAGCCGUUUUAACAUGUCUUUGUACAAAACGGAUGAAACUACCGCUAUAUGGAUAGACAGUGCCGCCGCCAGAAUCUGGAAACCUAUCAGGGUCAAGAUCAAUUCAGUGAAUGGGGAAACAUCAUAA